Molecule: messenger RNA, 5608 nt
Organism: Larimichthys crocea (large yellow croaker)
Lineage: Eukaryota; Metazoa; Chordata; Actinopteri; Sciaenidae
Product: protocadherin alpha-C2-like
Exons: 3
Coding region: 299-2743 (814 amino acids)
Biological process (GO): homophilic cell-cell adhesion
Cellular component (GO): plasma membrane
Molecular function (GO): calcium ion binding
Source: RefSeq, a predicted model, not a curated record
CGUUCAUGAGAGACUGUUUCUGCUAGCGUGUUAAACCGUUCUCGGUAACUUGGUGUUUUUCACAGCCCAUUUAUUUCAGUGAGGCCACCCGACCCGCCUACACAGAUGCUGCCUCCGCCCCUGCAGAGCGUUGCUGUAAGACCCCCAGCUCCUCCAGCGGUACUGUACUGUGCAUGGCCUACUGCAGCUUCAGCUUCAACGCGUGGAUGCAAGAAUGACACCGGCGCUCCCCUUCACCAAGACAACCUGAUCGUAAGGACGGAUACAUUUCAUUUUAAGACUUAUUAAUACCACAACGAUGGCGCUUGUCAGUGCACCUUUACGGACACAAUUGAUCGCGACUGUUUUUACAUUCAGCGCACUGUGGGGAUGUGCGCUCUCCAUCACUCGGUACUCUAUUCCGGAGGAGAUGGAAGAGGGCUCCUUUGUUGCCAAUCUAGCCACAGAUUUGGGUUUGGAUAUUCGCAGUUUGGUGCAGCGCAGAGCAAAGCUCGAUGUCAUUCACAGCAAAAAUUACCUUGACAUCAACAAAGAAACAGGGGAGCUGAUAAUCCGCGAGAAGAUAGACCGGGAGAGCAUAUGCAUGACUAAAACAACCUCGUGCUUUCUGAAAAUGGAUGUCAUACUCGAGAGUCCCAUUCGCAUUUUUAAUAUCGAGUUAGAAAUCAUGGACAUCAACGACAACGCGCCCGUGUUUCGCAGAAAGACAAUGCACUUGGACAUCUUGGAGGCAACCCCUCCCGGUGAGAGAUUUUCAUUGACAAACGCCGUGGAUGCGGAUGUGGGGGCGAAUUCAAUCAAGACCUACUAUCUCAGCGAAAGCAAAUACUUCAACAUCGACAUACAGACUGGAAGCGAUGGCUCCAAAUAUGUCGAUUUGGUGCUGAAUGGUAAUUUGGACAGAGAGGAGCAUGGAGUUCAUAAUUUGAUUUUAACCGCUGUGGAUGGAGGGGUGCCUCCCCGCUCCGGAACAGCCAGCAUCAUAAUUAAUGUCCUGGAUAUCAAUGACAACGCCCCCCUGUUCAGUCAGCCGGUAUUUGCAGUCAAUGUUUCAGAGAACUCGGCUGCAGGGACAGUAGUCAUGACCUUAAACGCAUCAGAUUUGGAUGAAGGCACAAACGCUCAGUUAGUGUAUUCAUACACCCUGUACACCUCAGAGAAGACUCAAGAGGUCUUCUCACUUGAUCCAAACUCAGGUGAGCUCAAGGUGAAGGGGGUGAUCGAUUAUGAAGAGAGUCAGAGUUUUGAGAUGUAUAUACAGGCUCAGGACAGAGGGGCGACACCGCGGACAGGUCACUGUAAAGUCAUGGUGUACAUCACAGAUCUGAACGAUAAUUAUCCAGAAGUGAACAUCGAGUCUGUGAAAAGUUUACUGAGUGAGAACGUCCCUGUAGGGACGCUGAUCGCAGUGGUCAGCGUCAGCGACAGGGACUCUGGGGCCAAUGGGGUUGUGGAGCUCACUUUGAGUCAGCAGCGGUCUUUACCGUUCGUCCUGAACAAAUCCUCAGAGGGUUACUUCGAGCUGCUGGUUUCAAAACCACUGGACAGAGAGAUAAUAAGCAAAUAUGACAUUACAAUGAGGGUGACUGAUAAAGGCUCGCCGCCUUUAUCCGAAGAUGAAACCAUAACUUUAGAGAUUCUGGAUGUCAAUGACAAUGCGCCCACCUUCUCGCAGUCCUCCUAUACUAUCCAUGUCGUGGAGAAUAAUCUCCCAGGGGCGUUGUUGACAUCUCUUAGUGCGUUUGACCCGGAUCUCCAUGAGAACCAGUACUUGGUUUAUUUCAUAAUGGAGAAGGAGAUAGUUAAUACGUCUAUGUCAAUGCUGUUCUCCAUCAACCCUGAGAACGGGGAUCUUUAUGCCCUGAAGACCUUUGACUAUGAGAGGGAGAGGGAUUUCCUUUUCCACAUCGAGGCUAGAGACUCUGGUGUUCCCCCGCUGAGCAGCAAUGUGACAGUUCACAUCAUCAUUCUGGACCAAAACGACAACACUCCUCUCAUAGUGUCACCUUGGCGGGCACAGGGUUCUGUUGUAGAGGAGGUGAUACCGAGGUCCACAGAUAAGGGGCACCUGAUAGCCAAAGUGAUUGCUAUUGAUGCCGAUUCUGAGCAGAAUGCCAGGGUCACGUAUCAGCUCCUGCAGAUCAGCGAUGCAACCCUCUUCAGCCUGGAUCAGUACAACGGUGAAAUUCGGACGACAAGGAUGUUCAGUUACAGAGACCCAAGGCAACAGCGUCUGGUGAUUGUUGCGAAAGACAACGGUGAUCCUGCUCUCUCUGCUACCGUCACCAUCAAGAUAUCAACAGUAGAACAUGUCAUGUCCUUUUCAGAGACCACAGAGUUGCCAAUAGAGUAUGACGUCUUCACAGACUUAAACCUGUACUUAGUAAUUGGUUUAGGGGCUGUGUCAUUUCUGCUACUGAUAACCAUCUUGGUUAUUAUUGUGCUGAAGUGUCAAAAACCAAAGCCAAAGGCCAUCAAGAUCCCACCGGCCAACAGAAACAGUGUGAUCAGCAGAAACAGCGUGAUCAGCCAGAGAAGCUCCACCAUUGCAGAUUCCACCCUGAUCUCCAGCGAUGCCUACUGGUACAGUUUGUUCCUCGCAGAGACCAGGAAAGGGAAAGUGGUCGUGAGACAGCCGAUAAUUCCCAAAGGAGCUGGGUAUUUUGUGUCCAGUAUACCCAGAAGCAUAGGACCAAGUGAGACCACAGACUCCAGAGCAUCCACACUGGAGUACUCAAAAUGAAAGGAAGUCCAUUCUUCAACUGGAGCAGGAACCCAGAAGAGAACUGCCAUGAUAUAAUCAUCUCUUCAUGGGAGUCUCUGGCUGAAACUCUUCCCCGUGACUCACAGAGAAGAUGUAAAACAUCUGUCCUCCCUCAGUCCCUCUGCUUCAACAGUAUUUUCUCUCUAGCUCCUCCGAUCCCCCUCCGUACAAACAUCGACCACUAACCACCUCAUCUUUCUACCUUUUGUUUCUCUCUUAAGCAUGGAUCUGCAUGAUUCUACAACAUCUAGAAUUGAAAUCAUUUAUGGCAGGAUAUCGGGACAUUUUCUGGAGUUGCCUCAAGUAGUAAACCAUUUCCUCCUUAAUGCUUUGAAAUUCCUCAAUGGACAAAUAUGCCUUCUCUCUUUGGGGUGGGGGGGGUUAGGCUGUGUGCUGUAGUUCUAGAAACCAUCAGUAGCUCACCAUAUACGAAAGUCUCCAUCAUGCAGCAAAGUUUAAAACACGCCUAUUUAUAAACACGUAUGAAUCAGGGUGAAUAUGAUUCUUCCAUAAAUCUGAUAAAUACUGAACUGUAGCUGGUUAUGUCGGUGAUUCAGGCUUUGCACUUGGUGUUUUUUUGUUUUGUUUUGUUUUUUGAACAAUCAUUUCUACUGUAUUAUGAAUUUUACUGUUCAGACAAGGCUCAUAAUAGAAAUUUGCCGAUGAGAUGACCAAUGAUCUGAUUUUAGAUUUUUUCUUUUUUACAAUGUUUGUUGUAUUCAGUGAUGAAUGUGCAAAAAUUACAAAAAAAAAGAAGAAAAAAAAAUAAAACUGGAGAAUGGAAAAAAACACACAAACAAAGGAGAGACACUAAUUCUCUUUUUAUUUGAUUGUAGAUACAGAAAUAAUAGAAAUAAAUAGAAAUAACGAUGAGAACUCAUCAUAUGUUAUAGAUAUCUGUGCUGCUAUAAAACAUCUGACUUGGCACACGGUUAUCUGGCUGUAUUGAGAAACAGUAUACACUGCAAUAUUGAAUUUUCUGAACUGUGAUCACAUUCAUCUUCUAAAAUCUGUCUCGGCCUGUCUCCUCUUGUUUGGGUGAGUAAGCGAGGGUGUAUGGGGGAGGUGUGGCCUCAGAUUAAAUAAUUUAUUCAGAGGCACUCUGACAUCACAACUUUGGGUGGGGCCAGAGUGGACAGCAAGAAAAAAAAAAAAACAUCCAAACACGAUGAACCAUAUUUUUAAAAUCAGGGUCCAAUCAAUUUUAGCUGUCUUUAUAGUAAGAUAUUAUCAUGCUUAUAAGCUAUUAUCAUCCCAAUCUAAUUCUCACUGUCUUUUUUCAGGCUAAAAAAUCAAAUACGACGUCAUUCAUUCAUUGCACACAGUGCAAAUCAUAUUAAUCAAUUAAAAAUACAAUUAAAGUGGAAAUUUAAAAAAAGUAUUUUGUAAUGAUAAAUACCCUGUUUAUUGAAAAAAAAAGUAAGAAUAUUAAAAAGUAUUUAUCUUUGCCAUGGUACAAGGGAAUAUAAGAUCCAGGCGAGUUUUUCUGAAUAUUCAUGUUUUUAUAGAUAUUUUAUGUAUUAACUUUUAAUGCUGCUUUUGUGAGCUUCUUCGAGGGCAUUUUGUGUUGCAUAUUUGUAGUUUAGUGCAUAUAUGAUGUUGUUUUGAUAUUGUACAUAAGUUGAAAAAAAAAAAAUCGAAACUAGAGUACUUUUCUUGACCUCAGAGGUAGCGCUUGUUGCACUACUAUGAAGCCCAGGACUUUUGAUUUCUCAGAAACAAGGAGUUUAAUAAAAGGACCACUUGUUAGGGUGCUAAGCGAUCAAAUCUAAUUGUCUGAGGUGAGAGGAGAAUUAGAUUGUGAGAAGGAGAACGCAGUGUUAAUUAUAGUUACAGUAUUCCAGCGCUGACUUCGCAAGAAUACCCCCCGCCCGCCCCCUCUUACUGCUGAACACAUUGAUAGACGCAUAAAAAGUAUUAAGCAGAUGACAGCACUUUGAAUUAUGCACCCGAUCUAAAUGUGAUCGCAGCGCUCGCUCAGAAAUGCAGUGACUAUUUCUAGGUGUAUCGAGCUACAUGUUCUGAGUCAGUGAAAUCUAACCUCUCUUUUCCCCUCUCUCUCUCUCUGUCUCUCUCUCUGCUGCCUGGUGUUACACCAGGCUGCUCAGACAUAAACACAGCUGGCCAUCUUUCUGUCAGACUAAAGAUGUCACGUAAUGAGGGAUCUCUUGCUGUGGAGUACAUGUUAUGUGUGCAAUCAAUGCUUGAACCCGGUUGAUUCCAACAGGGUUAAAAAGAAUGAAUAAAUUGCACAUAUGACGAUAACUCCUUUGCGUGCCUUCUGUAUUGUAAAAGAUGUAUACGACUGUUGAUGAAUGAAACAAUGGCAUGUCAUACAGUAUUACAAAUUACAGUUACCCCAAUGAUAAAAAUCCUGUGAAUUGCUAAGGUGUUGUUGGAUAGGGACUCAGCCUUUUUUUUAUUUAUUUCAGAGCAGAUGUUCUACAAAGAACCGGUAGAUUCAUUUACUGUAAAUCGAACUGCUUUAUACUUUGUGUUUUUUAUACAGUAGACUUUUUUGAUAUCUUCUGUAUUCACUGUGAUCGAACAGCACAGGAGGUGCUUGUGCUUGGGCAUAGUAGAAAGUGUGUUAUUUCUCAUUCGUGUGCACAGCUCGGGUUUUUACCCUUGUUCAUUUGCCAGUCAUUAUUGUACAGUAUGCUUCGGGAGUUGCAUCAAAACCUAAUCCAGUUCUAUUCCACUCAGUGGAUCAAAGACAAGUAUGGGAGAGAAUGGUCUUGCUUUUAUUUUCAAGUCGAGUUAAUUGUCAGAUUUUGAUGUUGCUUAUUUGGCUUAAAUGUUCUGCCUGAUCAUACUAGUUUGAAUAAAGCUUUUUAAUCUGUC